Messenger RNA from Thermothielavioides terrestris NRRL 8126, 947 nucleotides. RefSeq lists its product as uncharacterized. The record is from RefSeq and is a predicted model, not a curated record. The coding region runs from base 494 to 727 and encodes 77 amino acids. NCBI's taxonomy places the organism in Eukaryota, Fungi, Ascomycota, Sordariomycetes, Sordariales, Chaetomiaceae. The transcript has 2 exons.
CUUGCAUACGCGAGUCCCGGGAUGCGACGACAUGGGCGCCAAAGAAGAUCAGUCACUGCCAGAAAGGCGGAGGCCGUUCAGAACACGCCAGCAGACGGUCGCCUCCCCUCCUUCCAUGCGACUUGGCGAGGCGGAGAAGUGAGCGGGUGGGAGUUGUGUUGAGCAGUGCAGAAGCGCUGGGUUGGGUCUCUAUGGAUGAAGACGGAAGCAAAGGAGCCAGCUGGCCUUCCACACUGGGGGGAGGGAGAGAGAGCGCAAUGCGAUGCGCUCCGAUGCGCUCCGAGACAGCAAGUUGUCCUCGCUCAUUCUGGUCAUCUUUCCGCCCUACCUGCCACAGUUGGGCACCCUCCGGGAGCACUGUGCCCCAUGUCUCCCGCGAUAUGCAAGUGCUUCGGGGCCGUCACCCAUGGCCCGUCACCCACGGCUCUGCUAUCUCGCGCAUCUAGGCCCUCCCCUCACAAGGAGGAGGCAUAUUAGCUGCGCAAAGAACAUCAUGCUGCUUGGAGAUGCCUGGCUUCCCCAUCCUCCACCUCCCCUCGCUUUCCCUCCUGGACUCGGCGGAAACCCGCCCACGGAGGACAUAGCAGCAGACUGCGUCGUCGUGCGUCUUUCCCCUGCGUGUGGCCUCCCUCCUGUAACCGGCAUCAACCGCCCGAGGUCGCUUCUCUGGCCGCCGAGCUUCGACUCGCAGCCGUCCGGGGCCGCUCGCACCCCGCUGGGCGUCUAAGUGCUCAUCGCGAGUCGCUGGGCUUUAUUGGCACCUCGACCCCUCCGCCCUAUCAGCGUGCCCACCACCCCCCAGUCCCACCUCGGCCACCCCUGUCCAUCCAGCGGAUCCCGCUCGACCCGACCUGGGCAGCGGCUAUUCAAACCCAUCACGCCCCCUCCGACGGCGCUUUCGUCCCGAAAUCUCUCUUCCUCUGGCAGCUGGACUCAUAUCACCCACC